AACCCUGCUGUUGUGCCGGCGAUAUGCGCGUCCCUCGGCUCAAGACACAGCUUGCUCGCCGCGGAUGCUCUGCCCAGCACAACGGAUCCGGGUGCAGGGCGAGAUUGGACGACGAACAAAAUCUCCGUCGUAUAAGAAACUCGUAAAGCCGCUGCCAUCCUCGCAGCAUGUGAGUCCGUCUCCGCCAUGGCCGCCCUCAUGCCCCCACGAGCCCUCGCCCGCUCGCUGCAACACGUCUCCCGCCGACACGCUCUCCGCCCCGCCCAAUGCCUGGUAAAUCAGCAACGACAGCGAGCAUCAACAUACGCAAGCCCUCACCAGGCGGCUCAGCUAUCGAUAGUACAGACCGCCGUUGAUACGAGCAGCAAUGGCUUCCAAGAAAAUGCCGCAGCGAUGGGCGAGUACAUGUCCAAGCUGACAGCUCUACACGAGAAGGCUUCGAAGGGAGGGCCAGAGAAGUCCAGGCAAAAGCACGUCGAGAGAGGAAAGCUGCUGGUCAGAGAUCGUAUAACUGCUCUCGUCGAUCCUGGGGCGAGCUUCCUUGAGCUGAGCGCAUUGGCCGGGCACGAGCUAUAUCCAGGCGAGGAUGUACCAGCAGGAGGCAUAGUCACAGGCAUUGGAACAAUAGAGGGCGUGCAGUGUAUGAUUCUCGCCAACGACAGUACAGUCAAAGGAGGGUCGUACUAUCCCAUCACAAUCAAGAAGCACCUCCGAGCACAAGAAAUUGCACAACAAAACCGCCUGCCAUGCGUGUACCUCGUAGACUCUGGUGGUGCCAAUCUCCCACACCAAGCCGAUGUCUUCCCUGAUCGAGACCACUUCGGCCGCUUCUUCUUCAACCAAGCAAAUAUGUCUUCCCUUGGAAUACCGCAGAUCAGUGUGGUCAUGGGUUCGUGUACAGCUGGUGGUGCUUACGUGCCCAGCAUGUCUGACGAGAGCAUCAUUGUGAAAGAGCAAGGCACUAUCUUCCUGGCUGGUCCACCACUCGUUAAAGCCGCAACAGGUGAAGAAGUUAGCGCUGAGGACCUAGGAGGUGGCAAGCUCCACUCCGAGGUGUCUGGCGUGACAGACUACCUAGCCGAAGACGAUGCACAUGCAAUCGUUCUUGUACGAAGAAGCAUCUCCAACCUGAACUACCCCAAAACCGGCAACCCAUCUCGAAAAGAGAACUGGACCGAGCCUUUGUACGACCCUGAAGAACUCGGCGGUAUCGUAGGCACGAAUCUCAAGCAGUCUAUCAACAUGCACGAAGUAAUCGCUCGUAUCGUCGAUGGAUCCGAGUUCUCCGAGUUCAAGCCUUCUUAUGGCACAACACUCCUCACAGGCUUUGCCUCCAUCUACGGACACCCAGUAGGCAUCAUUGCCAACAACGGAAUCCUCUUCAGCGAAUCAAGUCUCAAAGGCGCACAUUUCAUCCAACUCUGCAGUCAAAGAAACAUCCCUCUGAUCUUCCUACAAAACAUCUCAGGUUUCAUGGUCGGACAAGAUGCAGAGAAAGGCGGAAUUGCCAAAAACGGCGCAAAACUCGUCACCGCAGUCGCGUGCGCUCAAGUACCCAAGUUCACAGUCCUCGUGGGUUCAUCAGCUGGUGCAGGGAACUACGGUAUGUGUGGACGAGCAUACUCUCCUCGAUUCUUGUGGAGUUGGCCGUCGGCGAAGACCAGUGUCAUGGGCGCCGAGCAAUUGAGUUCUGUCAUGGCAGCGGUGGGGAAGAAGGUCGAUCCGGAGCUGAAAGCGCGUAUCGAGAGGGAGAGUGAAGUUACCUUUGGCACUGCGAGGUUAUGGGACGAUGGAGUUAUUCCUCCAAGCCAUACGCGAAGAGUUCUGGGUAUGGGGUUACAGGCUGCUAUGACUGGUUCUGUGGAAAAGAAGGAGACGAAGUUUGGUGUGUUCAGGAUGUAAUGUAUCGUCUGGAUGAAAGGAUGUCAGGUAUUCUCACGAGAUCAAAAGUCGUUCAGCUCCGCGUGCCUUUUGUUCUCAGGUUCAAUCGGAUCGCGCGA
Molecule: messenger RNA, 2000 nt
Organism: Cercospora beticola
Lineage: Eukaryota; Fungi; Ascomycota; Dothideomycetes; Mycosphaerellales; Mycosphaerellaceae
Gene: MCCC2
Product: Methylcrotonoyl-CoA carboxylase beta chain, mitochondrial
Biological process (GO): L-leucine catabolic process
Cellular component (GO): mitochondrion; methylcrotonoyl-CoA carboxylase complex
Molecular function (GO): methylcrotonoyl-CoA carboxylase activity
Source: RefSeq, a predicted model, not a curated record